Temnothorax curvispinosus is the source of this 658-nucleotide messenger RNA. RefSeq lists its product as uncharacterized. NCBI's taxonomy places the organism in Eukaryota, Metazoa, Arthropoda, Insecta, Hymenoptera, Formicidae. The record is from RefSeq and is a predicted model, not a curated record. The coding region runs from base 20 to 586 and encodes 188 amino acids. The transcript has a single exon.
UGUUCAACCGUCAAAUUCAAUGUUGAAUUUGUCAAAAAUUUCUCCAAAUCAACCAGAAAAAGAGUGUUGUGCAAGAUUGUUAAAUUCAUUAAAAGUAAACACUAAGUCAGUUUGUGAAAAAACUUUUAAAAGUAAAGUAUUAUGGAAAAAGGAAAGACAGUUUCGAGUAACAGGUUCAAGAUGUUAUGCCCUCUACACGUAUACAAAAAAUAAGACAGCAAAUUGGGAGCAAAAAUCACAGCAAUAUUUUUAUCCAAAGGCGUUUAAAAAAACAGCGGCCAUGAAGCACGGCAUUAAAUAUGAAUCAUCAGCAAGAACUGCCUAUGAAGAUUACACUGGCGUUAAAGUUAAAGAAAUAGGCCUAGUUGUACCAGAAAUAAAUCCUUGGCUAGGAUAUAGUCCAGACGGUGUGACUUUAGAUGAGAAUGGAAAACCUAACAAAUUAAUCGAAAUUAAGUGUCCAUUCGCUGGCAAAACGAAAACUAUAUCAAAUGUGGUUCAAUCUCUUAAUUAUUUAAAUAAAAAUUUAACAUUAAAAAAAAAAGCAACUAUUUUGCACAGAUUCAGCUUAGAAUGGCAAUCUUGAAUGUAGAAAUAACCGACUUUAUUAUAUAUGCAUCUAUCGACAAUAGUUUUCGUAUUCUAACAGUUGAAUUUG